This is a messenger RNA of Striga hermonthica, 504 nucleotides long. Lineage: Eukaryota; Viridiplantae; Streptophyta; Magnoliopsida; Lamiales; Orobanchaceae. The record is from the annotation of a GenBank genome assembly.
GCUUUUGUCCCUUAGAGUCAUUAUGGAUAAUGAACUCUAUGUGGAUCUGUUGCUGCAAUCUCUGCCACUGUUAUUUGAUAGCUUUGUUGUUAACUUUAACAUGCACAAAAUGAAGACUUCUCUCCAUGAGUUAGUGAGUAUGUUAAAGACUGCUAAAUCAACAAUAAAAAAGGAUAAGCCGGUGCUUCUUGUUGGAUCCUCUUCUAAAUCUAAAAGGAAUGGGAAGAGAAAGGUUCCCAACAAACCCAAUAAGAAGGCAAAGAACAACAAAGGAAAGAACAAAGAGAAGGUCAAUUCUCAGUCUAGUCAUGAAUGUUAUCAUUGUGGUAAAACUGGGCAUUGGAAGAGGAAUUGCAAGGAGUAUCUUGCAAGCCUGAAAAGUCUGUUGGAUUUGAUCUAUACAGAUGUUUGUGGACCACUAAAUGUUAGUGCCAAGGGGAACUACUAUUAUUUCAUAACUUUUACUGAUGAUUAUUCACGGUAUGGUUAUGUAUACCUAUUAAG